UUCGUUGUUGUUUGUUUAACAUUUUCUCACCCACAUUCGAACGUUCGCCAUGGACAAAUUUGAGAGCACUCGACAAGAGCUGUCAAAGUACCAGUAUGUACAGUUUACGUUUUGCGACAUCAAUGGCACUUCUCGUGGGAAGAUUCUUCCUGUUCGCAACGCUGACAGUUUUGAGAAAGGCACAACUAUUUACAGCGGAGCAGUAAUGUUAGGACAAAGAAGUGAGAUGAUGUUUCCAAAAGAAGUCACAAAGACGGGAAAUAUGGCUAUCCUUCCUGACUUGGACACACUACAUCCACUUCCUUGGGCUGGCAAUGGCAAGUUCACAGUUGCCGAAUUCUACUGUGAAACAGCGUGGUUGCCUAGUCUGAAAUACCAGGAGGCCUGUCCCAGAUACAUAGCCAAACGACAGUGGCAGAGGCUGCAAGUCAUGGGAUAUGAUUCAUUUUCCGGAUUCGAAAUGGAGUUCAUGUUGAAGAAUCGACAAACAAAAGCGCCAUUAUUUGAUGGGCUUGAUUUCUGCAUGAACAGAACUUUUAGACGAGUAGAACCAUUUCUAUUCGAACUCGAUUCGCAGCUCUUCGAAUCUGGCGUAGAAAUCGGCGAAUUGCUCAUCGAACAUUGUCCAGGUAUGAUAGAAUGUGUCAUGAAGCCGCAGUGGGGAAUCAAGUGUCCAGACUCGACUUUUGGGUUUGUCCAAGGUGUUUUCGAAAUGGCCGAACAGCAUGACUUGUUAGUGACGUUUGUUUCAAAAUCAAAGAUGACAGAGGCUAGCAUAGGUUCACACUUUAAUCUCUCCUUGUGGAACAAUGAAGCGAAAGUCAACGUCUUCCAUGAUGCAACACAAGCAGACUGUUUGUCAGACACUGCACGCUAUUGGAUUGGCGGACUGAUGAAGCACGCUGGGGCACUGACAGCUCUUUGUUCUCCAACAGUCAACUGCUACCGCCGCCUAUUUCAGACUCGGACGCCAGGCAAAUGUUUCUGGGGCAUAGACAAUAGAUAUGCAAAAUUUCGUGUGAAAAAUUACAACAUGAAGAACACUUAUAUUGAAAACCGAAUUCCCAGUGGGAAAUGCAACCCAUACCUGGGAUAUGCAGCAACGCUUGCAGCUGGUAUUGAUGGUAUUGUCAACAAGAUAAAAUGUCCUCCUCCUAACGACCCCACUGCUCCAGAUCUCCCAUCAUCCCUGGCGGCUGCCUUGGACGCCCUGAAGCAAGAUGACGUCAUGGUGUCUGCGUUGAGUAAGCAGUUCGUUGAUUGGUUCAUUCAGCUUAAAAUGGACACGGAAAUAAAACCUUUACAAGAAGCUGCUCCAAACGACGACGAAAAGAGGCUCCAGUUGGAAGUAGAACUGUAUGCAUAAUCUGUGUCUCAUAUUGGUGGAUAUAAUUGCUAUAUUUUUUCAAAUGGAAUAUAGGUGAAAAUAAAACAAAUGACGUAUUAAAAA
Messenger RNA from Gigantopelta aegis, 1450 nucleotides. Its product is annotated as lengsin-like. Gene Ontology annotation, cellular component: membrane; cytoplasm. The record is from RefSeq and is a predicted model, not a curated record. Lineage: Eukaryota; Metazoa; Mollusca; Gastropoda; Neomphalida; Peltospiridae. Bases 50 to 1366 code for a protein of 438 amino acids. The transcript is spliced from 2 exons. Gene Ontology annotation, molecular function: glutamine synthetase activity.